Abrus precatorius (Indian licorice) is the source of this 1467-nucleotide messenger RNA. RefSeq names its product aldehyde dehydrogenase family 3 member H1-like. The record is from RefSeq and is a predicted model, not a curated record. Gene Ontology annotation, biological process: aldehyde metabolic process. Gene Ontology annotation, cellular component: cytoplasm. The transcript is spliced from 10 exons. Gene Ontology annotation, molecular function: aldehyde dehydrogenase (NAD+) activity. NCBI's taxonomy places the organism in Eukaryota, Viridiplantae, Streptophyta, Magnoliopsida, Fabales, Fabaceae. The coding region runs from base 1 to 1467 and encodes 488 amino acids.
AUGUCGGGUGAGGAGUCACAGAAGAAGGUGUUUGAUGGAGAAGCAGCGUCUUUACUUGUGAAGGAGUUGAGAGGAAGCUUUGGCUCUGGAAGGACGCGAAGUUAUGAGUGGAGAGUGUCGCAGGUGAAGGCUCUAUUGAAGUUGGUGGCUGAUAACGAGCAACAGAUUGUCGAUGCUCUUCGUUCCGACCUCGCUAGACCCCCACUCGAAACCGUCGUCUACGAGAUUGGUAUGUUUAAAAACUCAUGUGAAGUCACACUGAAGGAAUUGAAAAAUUGGAUGAUGCCAGAAAAGGUCAAAACUUCAAUCACAACUUUUCCUUCUGCAGCUGAAAUAGUACCUGAACCGCUGGGUGUCGUGUUAGUCAUCUCAGCAUGGAACUAUCCAUUUUUGUUGUCUCUUGAUCCAGUCGUUGGAGCUAUAGCAGCUGGUAAUGCUGUGGUUCUAAAGCCAUCAGAAAUUGCUCCUGCCACAUCGUCACUGUUGGCAAAAUUGUUAGAAAAGUACAUGGAUAACUCCUCUAUAAGAGUUGUCGAGGGGGCAGUUGAUGAGACAACCGCACUAUUGCAGCAAAAGUGGGACAAGAUUUUCUAUACAGGUAAUGGAAGAGUGGGACGCAUAGUGAUGACUGCUGCUGCGAAACACCUUACACCAGUUGUGCUGGAGCUUGGAGGAAAAUCUCCAGUUGUUGUUGAUUCAAAUGUCAAUUUGCCGGUAGCAGCUAGAAGGAUAAUUUCAGGCAAGUGGGGAUUGAACAAUGGACAAGCAUGCAUUUCUCCAGAUUAUAUAAUAACAACAAAAGAAUAUGCUCCCAAGUUGGUGGAUGCUCUAAAGACUGAAUUGGAGAACUUUUAUGGAAAGAAGCCGUUGGAAUCAGAAGAUUUGUCCCGCAUUGUGAAUUCCAACCACUUUGCUCGCUUGAAAAAGCUAUUGGAUGAUGAUAAAGUUUCGGGCAAGAUUGUUUAUGGAGGUGAAAAGGAUGAAAGCAAAUUGAGGAUUGCCCCCACUAUUUUAUUGGAUGUUCCACGAGAUUCUCUGAUAAUGGGUGAGGAGAUAUUUGGUCCAUUGCUUCCCAUCAUCACGGUCAAUAAACUGGAAGAAAGCAUAGAUGUGAUCAACUCAGGAACAAAGCCCCUCGCUGCAUAUUUAUUUACAACCAACAAAAAGUUCAAGGAGCACUUCGUAACCACUGUUUCUGCCGGGGGAUUGCUUGUCAAUGACACAGUCCUACAUCUGGUGGUUCAUACUUUGCCAUUUGGGGGAGUUGGUGAGAGUGGAACGGGUGCAUACCAUGGGAAAUUCUCCUUUGAUGCAUUUACACACAAAAAAGCAGUACUUUAUCGUAGUUUUAUAGGUGAUGCGUCAAUAAGGUACCCACCAUACACGAAUACAAAGAUGAGGUUGAUGAAGGCUCUCAUUGGUGGUGGUAUUCUUAACAUAUUUCGUGCUCUUUUCGGAUGGUCCUAA